GGAGCCACUGGAUUCCCUGGAGCUGCUGGACGUGUCGGACCCCCCGGCCCUAAUGGCAACCCAGGUCCUCCUGGCCCACCUGGCUCUGCUGGCAAGGAUGGUCCCAAGGGUGCUCGAGGAGAUGCUGGUCCUCCAGGCCGUGCUGGAGAUCCUGGACUACAGGGACCUGCAGGUCCUCCGGGAGAGAAAGGAGAACCUGGAGAAGAUGGACCCGCGGGUCCUGAUGGUCCUCCAGGGCCACAAGGUUUGGCAGGACAACGUGGCAUUGUGGGUUUGCCUGGACAACGUGGAGAGAGAGGAUUCCCUGGACUACCAGGACCAUCAGGUGAACCAGGCAAACAAGGAGCUCCUGGAUCUGCAGGUGACCGAGGACCUCCUGGUCCUGUGGGACCUCCUGGGCUAACAGGUCCUGCUGGAGAACCUGGACGUGAGGGUAAUCCUGGCUCUGAUGGACCUCCAGGUAGGGAUGGAGCAGCUGGAGUCAAGGGUGACCGUGGUGAAACCGGUCCUGUGGGAGCUCCUGGUGCUCCUGGAGCUCCUGGAGCUCCUGGCCCUGUUGGUCCCACCGGAAAACAAGGAGACAGAGGGGAGACGGGUGCCCAAGGUCCCAUGGGUCCCUCUGGUCCUGCUGGAGCUCGGGGGAUGCCGGGUCCCCAAGGGCCUCGUGGGGACAAGGGGGAGACAGGAGAGGCUGGAGAGAGAGGGUUGAAGGGUCACCGUGGCUUCACUGGGCUUCAAGGUCUUCCUGGACCACCUGGUCCUUCUGGAGAUCAAGGUGCUGCUGGGCCUGCAGGUCCUUCUGGUCCUAGGGGUCCCCCUGGUCCUGUUGGCCCCUCUGGCAAAGAUGGCUCCAAUGGUAUGCCAGGUCCUAUUGGUCCUCCAGGACCUCGUGGACGGAGUGGAGAACCAGGUCCUGGUCCUCCAGGAAAUCCAGGUCCUCCAGGUCCUCCAGGUCCUCCUGGCACUGGCAUUGACAUGUCAGCGUUUGCUGGGCUGGGGCAGACAGAGAAGGGACCUGACCCCAUCCGGUACAUGAGGGCAGAUGAGGCCGUCGGGAGCCUGAGGCAACACGAUGUGGAGGUGGACGCUACCCUCAAGUCCCUCAACAACCAGAUUGAGAGCAUCCGCAGCCCUGAGGGCUCCAAGAAAAAUCCAGCCAGGACCUGCCGUGACAUCAAGCUCUGCCACCCUGACUGGAAGAGUGGAGACUACUGGAUCGACCCCAACCAGGGCUGCACCUUGGAUGCCAUCAAAGUCUUCUGCAACAUGGAGACAGGAGAGACCUGUGUCUACCCCAACCCCAGCAGCAUCCCCAAGAAGAACUGGUGGAGCAGCAAGUCCAAAGAGAAGAAACACAUCUGGUUUGCAGAGACCAUCAACGGUGGUUUCCACUUCAGCUACGGCGACGAAGACUUGGCUGCCAACACUGCCAACAUCCAGAUGACAUUCCUGCGCCUCCUGUCCACCGAGGGCUCCCAGAACAUCACCUACCACUGCAGGAACAGCAUUGCCUACAUGGAUGAGGAGACAGGCAACCUGAAGAAAGCUCUUCUCAUCCAAGGCUCCAACGACGUGGAGAUCCGAGCCGAGGGCAAUAGCAGGUUCACCUACAGCGUCUUGGAGGAUGGUUGCACGAAACACAGUGGCAAGUGGGGCAAGACGGUGAUCGAGUAUCGGUCGCAGAAGACUUCUCGUCUACCCAUUGUAGAUAUUGCACCUAUGGACAUUGGUGGAGCUGAGCAGGAGUUUGGUGUAGAUAUUGGCCCAGUUUGCUUCUUGUAA
Messenger RNA from Acanthisitta chloris (rifleman), 1782 nucleotides. Its product is annotated as collagen alpha-1(II) chain. The record is from RefSeq and is a predicted model, not a curated record. The annotation marks the transcript as partial. Gene Ontology annotation, molecular function: extracellular matrix structural constituent. The transcript has 14 exons. NCBI's taxonomy places the organism in Eukaryota, Metazoa, Chordata, Aves, Passeriformes, Acanthisittidae.